Capsicum annuum is the source of this 2330-nucleotide messenger RNA. Its product is annotated as NAC domain-containing protein 17. Gene Ontology annotation, molecular function: DNA binding. Bases 280 to 1842 code for a protein of 520 amino acids. The transcript has 3 exons. NCBI's taxonomy places the organism in Eukaryota, Viridiplantae, Streptophyta, Magnoliopsida, Solanales, Solanaceae. Gene Ontology annotation, biological process: regulation of DNA-templated transcription. The record is from RefSeq and is a predicted model, not a curated record.
UUCUCACUCCCACCCUACCCCCUUUGGUUACCCCACAAAACCGCGGGGUAUUUCCUCCCCCUUUCUCUUGCAAUUUUCUUAUUUGACUAAUCCACAUUCCUCCCCAAUUCUUUAGCGUUUCCCCUCCACAAUUGUCUAUUAGGGUUCAGCUUUUCACUUUUUCCUCUAUAAUUAUACCCUCAAAUUCAUACAUAAAUCCAAAAUUGUACUGAUUCUUGAAGUGGAUAUUUAGAUUUUAAGGUAUAAUUGUAUUGAUUCUUGAAGUGGGUAUUCAAGAAAAUGAAGCUCUUGUUGAAUUCAUCAACCCCAUCAUCAUCAUCAUCGCCUCCUAGUAAAGAGAUGAAAACCUCUCAGUAUUUUGGGGAAAACAGUGUUUUCCCACCUGGGUUUAGGUUCCAUCCGACAGAUGAGGAGCUUGUUCUGUACUACUUGAAGAGGAAGAUCUGUCGCCGUCGGAUUUUGCUUGAUGCAAUUGCUGAGACUGAUGUCUAUAAAUGGGAGCCCGAGGAUUUACCUGAUUUGUCAAAGUUAAAAACUGGGGACAGGCAGUGGUUCUUCUUUAGUCCCAGAGAUCGAAAAUAUCCCAAUGGAGCACGGUCAAACAGGGCAACAAAGCACGGGUAUUGGAAAGCUACUGGAAAAGAUCGUAUUAUUACAUGCAACUCCCGUGCUGUUGGAGUCAAGAAGACACUGGUCUUUUAUAAAGGACGAGCACCAGUAGGUGAACGAACAGACUGGGUGAUGCAUGAGUACACCAUGGAUGAAGAAGAGCUGAAGAGAUGUCUAACUGCACAGGACUACUAUGCACUUUACAAGGUCUUCAAGAAGAGUGGGCCCGGCCCCAAGAAUGGUGAGCAAUAUGGUGCACCGUUUAGAGAGGAGGACUGGGUUGAUGAUGAGUGCCUGAAUGCCAAAGUCUCUGUACAGCUGGAGAGUCCGAGACGGCAGGAGAAUUCCACAACGCACAUUGAUGUAGUUCCUGCUACUGAUGAUGUACUUGAGGAACUGCUGAACUGUAUUGCAGAUGAACCUGUGCUUCCUGGGCCCGUAGAUAACAAUUUUGCAUUGGGGCAGCUUGUUCAAGAGGAAGAUACUGAAAGUACCUUGCUAAAUCAGUCUUCGAGAGAAGUGAAUUUAUACAAUCAUUGUGCUGCCACUGGGCCAAGCUUCCAGCAGUAUAAUGCAAGGGCAAGCUUUGACCUGACGCAGUCAGGCACAUCACAGUUACAUUUGCAUGAGGCACCAGAGGUCUCAUCUGCUCCUGUGAAUCAUGAAAAGCCAGUGUACGUGGCGGAAGAGGAUUACUUGGAAGAUUUUCUCGAGAUGGAUGACCUUCUUGUUCCCGAACCAAGCGUUCAAAACUUUGAUGAUCCGGGAUUCUGUAUUCAGAACUUUGAUCAUCAAAUGCCAAAUGGUCAAGUCUUUGAUAAGCCUGCUGGAAACAUGGAGACUCUGCAGUUUAAUGACUUUGAUGGCUUAACAGAGUUCGACCUGUAUCAUGAUGCACCUUUGUUUCUUGAUAAUGCGGGGACACCAACGGUAGGGCAAAUUGCGCAACCAUACGUGAACAACUCCGUGAACGGAAUUUCUUACCCAGAUUCCGCUACAUACAUGAGCACUUCCCAAAAUGGCAUGAUGGACUACCAGCAGAUGCACUUGAAUCAUGAAAACCAGAUAAGCAAUCAGUUCUGGACGCUUGAUGAAAGAUUCGACGUCUUUAACCCCGUUGAAGGAAAUAAAUCAGUUGUUCAUCAAGCAUCUUCAGAUGGAUGGUAUUCAGUAACCAUGUCAUCUUCAGUGCGGCAAGAACUCUUGUGCCCAAGUGGAAAUGGGGGAGUUUGAGCCAAAGUUUCAAGAGCUCUUCUGCUGUUAAUAUUGGCGUUAGACUUUAUUUCUAAUUUUAGCAAGUUUUGACAAUGUUUAGGUGUGGUAAAUGAUAAUAAUUUUGCAAAUCCUCUGGGCGCUAAUCAAAAUCUAGCCAAAAAGGAUGAUGGUACGCAGUCGUGGUUCUCCUCUAAUUUGUGGGCUUUCGUGGACUCCAUACCCACAACUCCCGCUUCAGCUGCUGAAAGUGCUCUAGUAGUUAACAAGGCCUUUGAGCGUAUGUCUAGCUUUAGUAGGAUGAAAUUAAAUGUCGGUGACAUGAAUGUUGCUGCAGGUAAUGCCUCUGCAACUUCAAGUAGUUUGGGCAAAGCUAAAUAUGGAUUUUGUUGUAUUUCUUUAUUUGGAGUACUUUGUGCUAUCUUGUGGGUGCUAAUAGGAACUUCUGCUAAGAUUGUGGGGGGAUACAUAUCCUCAUAAAUAAACAUGUGUAGAGUUUUCUUUUCCUA